Messenger RNA from Corvus hawaiiensis (hawaiian crow), 6834 nucleotides. RefSeq names its product solute carrier family 16 member 10 (gene SLC16A10). The coding region runs from base 278 to 1837 and encodes 519 amino acids. Gene Ontology annotation, biological process: transmembrane transport. The transcript has 6 exons. The record is from RefSeq and is a predicted model, not a curated record. Gene Ontology annotation, molecular function: monocarboxylic acid transmembrane transporter activity. Lineage: Eukaryota; Metazoa; Chordata; Aves; Passeriformes; Corvidae.
UCCCCUCCCGCGGCCAAUCGGCGCGGAGGGAAGCGCUCGUGCCGCUGACGCCCCCGAGGGAGCCCCCCUUUUAAAAUAAAGCGGCGGUGGUGUGGCGGGACGAGGUGGGUGUGUGCUGGCCUUGUUGGGUCUCGCACGUCGGUGGGCGGACAGAGGGCAGGGCGCCGCAGGAUGCCCGUAGCCUCCGCAGCCAGGGACUGAAGGGGGUAGGGGACGAGAGGUGGCGAGGAGGAAGGCGGGAGCGGCGCGCCUGGAGGGUCUCGCGCCCGCUCCGAGGAUGGCGCCGGUGAGCGAGCAGCUGGAGCCGCAGGACGCGGGGGGAGACCCCGCCGCCACGACCCCCCUGCCCGGCCCGCCGGCGGUCGAGGAGCCGCGGCGGGCGAACGGCGGCGAGUGGUGUCCCGGGAGCGGCGAGAGCGGGGCCCAGCCCCGGGCGGCGGCGGAGGCCCCCGGGAGCGCGGGCUGCUCCGGGAGCGCUGCGGCGCCGGAGCCCCCCGAGGGCGGCUGGGGCUGGGUGGUGAUGCUGGCCGCCAUGUGGUGCAACGGCGCCGUCUUCGGCAUUCAGAACUCAUGCGGGGUCCUCUUCGUCUCCAUGCUCCGGCUCUUCGGCAGCAGCGAGGACAAGCAGCUGGUCUUCAAAACAGCAUGGGUGAGCUCUCUUUCUAUGGGGAUGGUCUUCUUCUGUUCCCCAAUAGUUAGCAUAUUCACAGACCUGUUUGGCUGUCGAAAAGUAGCUGUUAUUGGAGCUGCAGUAGGGCUUGUUGGACUCCUUUCAAGUUCUUUUGUAAGCACCAUUGAACCUCUGUAUUUCACCUACGGGAUCCUGUUUGCCUGUGGCUGCUCGUUUGCCUACCAGCCGUCCCUGGUCAUUCUCGGGCACUAUUUCAAGAAGCGCCUUGGGCUCGUGAAUGGCAUUGUCACCGCGGGCAGCAGCUUGUUCACAGUGUCACUGCCUUUCCUCCUGAGGGUUCUCAUCGACUCUGUUGACCUGUACAACACCUUGCGGGUCCUCUGCAUCCUUAUGUUUGUUCUCUUCCUGGCUGGAUUUACAUACAAACCCCUUGUUCCCAACACCAAAGACAAGGAGGGAGGAAAGAAGGGAAAGUCCAAAUUUCCUCCUGCGAAAAAGAUUUGCAAUUUCUCCGUUUUCAAAGUUCUUAGUUACCGAAUCUGGGCUUUUGGGAUCCCCGCUGCACUUUUUGGAUACUUUGUGCCUUAUGUUCACUUGAUGAAUCAUGUAAAAGACAGAUUUGGUGACAGCGUGCCAGAAGAAGUGCUUCUGCUAUGUCUGGGCAUUACUUCAGGUGUUGGCAGAUUGGUCUUUGGCAGAGUUGCAGAUUAUAUUCCUGGUGCAAAAAAAAUUUAUUUACAGGUGGCCUCAUUCUUUUUUAUUGGGCUGAUGUCUAUGAUGAUUCCUCUGUGCAAUGUCUUUGGAGCUCUUGUUGCUGUCUGUCUCUUCAUGGGUCUGUUUGAUGGGUGCUUCAUUUGCAUUAUGGCACCGAUUGCCUUCGAGCUCGUUGGGGCCCAGGAUGUCUCCCAGGCCAUUGGAUUUCUGCUUGGACUCAUGUCAGUGCCUAUGACAGUUGGUCCACCCAUUGCAGGUUUGCUGCGGGAUAAGCUUGGCACCUAUGAUGUAGCAUUUUACCUGGCUGGAGUCCCUCCCCUCGUUGGAGGAGCUAUUUUGUGUUUCAUCCCCUGGGUCCAUGAACGGCAGAAGUUGAAAGAGAGAGCAAAACCUGUUGAUGGAGAAACUACUGAGAAAAUGCUGGAAAAUGAAAGCACUUUGGUGUCAGACACGACAGAAAAGCCAGUCAAAGAACUGGAUUCUGGCCUUUGAUGCCUCUUUUUUUUUUCCCUGUACCAUCUGACCUCCUCCUACUGAAGAUAGAUUUCUACUUUUUGGCUGAAGAUAUUAUAUGAUACUGAAGAAGUCUUGAACUAUUGCUCAAAUUGCAAAACUGCUACAAGAAUCUUUUAUACCAUUGAACUUUUUGGUCAAGUCUUUAAAUUUGAUUUCAAGCCACAUUUUCAAGAUAUUUGAAGUUUUGUAGCUUUAGUGUGUACGAGUGUAGUGAUUCUGUGUGUGAAGAGAAUAUUUUUCUAAUCCAUCAGAACUGAUUUCUGGAAAUGUGAAAGCUGUUUUUCCUCACUGACCCGGGAUUCUUCAAUGGUACCUAUGAUCCAUCCACUGCAGGCACACCCCUGGGUGUUCAUAUUGGAUAAUGUAGUAGCUCUUAUGACUGAUCUGUUUUUUGAAGUUUCUCAUGCUGUUUACAGUCUUUUAUAAUUCUCUAUCAUGAACACAAAUAUGCAUCUUUUUGCCAAAAUGAUUUUUUCUUUAGAAAGCUAAAUUAUUAAACAACUGUUGAAACACUCACUUGUUUGCAUUCACCUUUCACAGUAACCCAGACAAAGAACAUUAAGAAUGGCAUUUCUGAUGGGCUCAGGUUUUGAAUAUGGGCAAACCAAGCUCCAAGUGCAAACACAUUCAGAAGUAAAGCUGCUGAAUAAUAGUUUUUUUUAAUUAUUAUUAUUAUUAUUUGGUGAAGGCAAUACCUUUAAGGUAUAUGUGUAUAAAUCUUUUUUCAGCCAAAACUCAGAGUAGUAGAUAGUUUUGAAACUGUACUGAUUAAUUCUUUGGAGCAGUAUUGUGAAUUAGACUAAAUUUCAAAUUAUUCUGUUGUACUUGUUAGGAUUUCUUUUUUUUGUUCUUAAAACCAAGACAGCUUUAAAGGAUACAUUUUAAGUGCAAUACCAAGUUGUUUUUAAAGUGGAAAUAUACAUGAGCUAUUAAAACAACAUUCAGCAAUUAAAGAUUUUUGCACUAAGUGAACAUGCAGGUUUAUUACAGGUCUUUAUAGCUGUGCUCAUUUGCCUGUAGGUUAUAUGGCUCCAUAUUUUAUUCAAAUAUAAAUAAAUGUCUUUGCAUGUCCUAUUUCUUGCUUAACAUCUUAAAUGUCCCCAUUGCUUAUGUAUUCUUAGGUAUUAUGCACUGUUUGUCAAACAAGUAACUUCUUUUUCUGAAAAAUGUUUAAAAGCAUAAUACUUUGAGAUGAAAACACUGCUUUUCAGUUUAUCAUAAAACACUUCUAAUCACAUUGCUUAUCCAUGGAAAUGGUUCAGCAAUCACUGGAAUACUUAGUCGUUCUUUAUUUCAGGUCCAUUUAAUACCAUUUAAUAUCCAUUCAAUAAUUUUUGUUGCCUCAUUUAAAAGUGUCAUAGUAAAGAGUAAACUAAAUGUGAUCUGGACAAAAUGCAUAUUUAAGUGCUUUUUUUAAUAAGUAACUGUUCUUGUUCUUUACAUAAACCAUGGAGGCAUACUGUUUUGCUUUUUUUAAAUUAUAACCUUUAUUGUUUUUUCUAUUUUCAUUCUUCUUUUUCCAGUGUUGUAGUAGAUUGCUCAGAAAACCCAUCCAAAACAGCAAUACUAUUGCAUUUAAUGUUUACAUCUAGCAACUGACAGAAGUUCUUUAAAUAUAAUCAAGCAAAGCAUCCUAAUUAUUGUAGACCAAAGCUCAGACUUAUUUAUAUAGCAGAAUUUCAAUCCCUACUUUGCGUGAAUGAGGUCUAAAAGAAUUGAAUCUUAAAAUGUUAGAAAGACACAUGUGGAGGGACUUGGAGGUGGGGGGGGUGGGGGGAAUGUGAAUAAAGCCAGUCUGUAAAACCGAGGUCCCUUCAGGUUCAUUGGAACUUGUGCUUUGGCACAUUGUAAGUACUUCUAAAAUAGGCAUUAAAAUAUGCAUAGUAGUGUUAAUUAAAAUUACUGCCUUCAUUACAAAAGUGAUGCUGACAGCCAAUGCUGCUCUUGUCUGGAGUGUUUCUGUAGAACGUGAUAUUCAGUAUUAUUUUCCAUUUGGGCAAUGCAGAAGGUGUCGGCUAAGUGUGGUAAAAGACUCCUGUUUCUUGUUGUUCUGUAAUGGAAAAUUAGUGUUAAUCACAGAUCUUGCAUUUCAUGUGUUUUUAGUCCUGAUUUUUAUACCAAAAACAAAGCUGCUGCUUUUUUUUAUCACUGGUGCAAUUUGAAAUGAUUGUGACCAGGUUUCUUGGUGUGUAUUAUGGCAUCUUCCCAACGUGCUACUCUGUAUCUCUGUGAAUUAUCUGGGAGAGUAUAGAAAAUAAUUGUUGUUAAGUUUUACAAAUGACACAGAAAUGGUAUAACAAUAGUGUGGAUUAAUUAUUGCCAUGCUGUUUAAAAAAAAUAAAAAUCCAAACUCUCAUAUUUGAGUAACUAAAAUUGCAUAAAAUUUAUAAAAUCCCGAAAACAACAAACCAAAAAACCACAAAAACCAUGACUUCAUGAGGAGGGUACAAUGACUAAUUGUUUAGGAGUGAUUCCUAUGGUAAAACCAGCUACUGAGUGGGAUGUUGGAUGAGAGGGAAGCAGAGUUAGGGGUAAGGAAGCUCUGCUGGUGUGAUGGUGUCGGAAUAACAAACCCAUUUCUGAUGCCAGUGCUUGUUUUGCAACAAUGCUAAAAUUGGAAAGGCUUUUCAGAGGAGAUAAAGCAAAUUACUGCAUAAGAACUCUGGUAGCAUCCUUUCUGUUGGCUUGUAUCUGGGGGGGAAAUGUCCAGUAGCAAAUGCUCUUUUCUGGACAAAAGCAUAAGGUGUUUGUGUCCUAAGGCUAGGUAAGAUGAAAAACAAGCUCAAAUUGUUUGUGCUGAGGCUGACCAACCACUGAGAAUCUUAUUGAGAGAUACUAGAUUCUGUAUGCCUUGAGGGUUUUAAAAAUGAGGUUAGAUGACACUCUUUAAAAAAACGCAAAUAAAUCCCCAAACUAACUAAAACAUGAGAAACCCUACACAAAUAGCAACUAUUUAGUAAAUUUAUUUUUAAAAAUAUUGAAUAUUGCAAAAGUGGAGAAAAGGCCUGAAUAUUCAAUUUUAUUUUAAUGGAAUAAAUGUAAAUAAGAUUUUGUAACGAUUUAUUUUUAGGUGUGAAAACCUGUUCAUGGGAAACCUGCUGAAAUCCUAUUUUGAUGACUCAAAUCAUGCCAGAUUUAAUCUUGUUGGGGGUAGAUUCUAACAUUAAAAGAGUAGCUUAAUUCAAGAAGACCCUUAAAUCAUUCUGAUAUAUCUCUCUCUUGGGAACAGUUCAUAGAGUACCUUCCAUAGACAUUAUUCUCCUAUCCUAUAAACAUAAUAAUUAUCUUUUCAUUGAAUGUUCUCAGAGUAAAUCUUUGGAAGAAGAUGAGUAGAAAGAGGUUUACUUAAAAUGGCAGCGUGACAUUUCCAGUCCUACCUGAUGCUGUCAUUUAAUACACCAGAUCUUGAAACCAAUACUAAUUUUGAGCAAGGUUUGAUUGGUUUAAUACCUUUUCAGUAGGUAUGAGAUCCUUUUGAUCUUAAGAAAACUGUUCAGCAAAGAGUCUGAAAUAAUGGAAACCCUUUGGGUUCUUAUUUACAUCUCAGCUAUGCAACAGUAUCCAAUGUGUAACUAAAAAAGUACUGUUGGAUUUGUCCUGGCUGUUUUUGAAGACCUGUACAAGUCUCAAACCCAGACUUCAAAUUAUAACGUAGUUAGAAUUUCUUGCAUCCAGGUCUUUUUCUGUUCAGCAUUAGCAUUUAAAUUAUUUUUCUAAUUUUAUUUCCAGUGACCAUUUAUUGUCCCUGAAAAUUGCUCCCACAAGUCAAAGAUGCUACAGCUGUUCUGUGGCCUUUCUUCAGGGUGUAUUUGGCAUCAGAUGAGGCAGACAAACUGACACUGUUCUCCUUUGGCACUUCAUGCAUAAUAUCUGGGCAUAUACAUUCCCUCCUCCCUGCAGAGACACUGGAUUGUCAAACUGAUGCCCACCACAUUGGAUAUGGGUGGUACUUUCCAGCCUUCCCUGGAUGAAACCCUUGAGCAGCCACAGCCCGGCAGAGCAGGCAGGUUUUGGAGCCGUGGGAGGUGUGAGGUUGGGUCACCCUUGCUGGAGGCAGCUCUCGCAGGUACCGGAUGGACGCUUUGAUCGAAGGCUCGUGGUGUAAAAAAAGGGACGCUGCCAUUGAAAAGCAGAAGUGCCCUGCUGAGUGCCUUGCCUCAGGUAGUACAUGCCAAAGGGACAGGAGGUGCUUCCUUGCAGCUCCAAAGGGAGUAUGUCACGUUGGGAAUCAGUGCUACAAUCCUUCAGGUCAUCCAUAUGGGUUGACUUAAGCAGCUGGGUUCUCCCUGUGCUGGCAUGGGGAGCAGUUUCCUACCUCACUGCUUGCAGAGGGGCUCAGCUGGGCCCUCUGAGCAGGGAGCAGAGGUAAUGCCUGAUCUGGGGUCUGGAUUCCCCUUUGGAGAGCUGGAAGUGUUACAGAAGUCAGAAAGGACCCUCUGCUAUUAAGAAUGUGUGUGAAUGUAUCUAUAAAUACAGUGUGUUUUGGCCAGGGUGUGCACAAAUGUUCUGCAUUUCCCCAGGGGAGGUGUAGUACUGGAAUGUGAGAGAUGGCUGAGGAGAAAUGAACCCUUUCUUUGUGUGUCUCCCUGUUGACAAGCCCAGCACCAUUAGAGUUCCAGCCAGCCAGUGAGUUUCUAGUCAUGUAAACUUUGGCAUAUGUGCAGUAUGCCUUCUAGUCUGUAUAUGUGGUGUCAACAGUUGUAAUGUUUUGGAAGUGCGUAUGCUAAGAUUAGAGUGAUUUUAUACCAAAGUGUUUGCUAAUAUUGACAACAUCUUUAAGCAUCUUUAUAGACAUCAUAUUUUGUAUGUUGUUUUUGAUAUUAAAGGAUACAUGUUUUGCUAGCCUUAACUCCAGUUUUUCAAGUUCUGCUUUGUUAGAAGGUAAAAAAUGAAUGUUUAAUGUUUUUCAUGGUGCUAAAGUAACUGUGGUUAGUCUCAAAUUAUUCAGAAUAAAUAUGGUAGUUCUUAAGUGC